Messenger RNA from Annulohypoxylon truncatum, 1209 nucleotides. RefSeq lists its product as uncharacterized. NCBI's taxonomy places the organism in Eukaryota, Fungi, Ascomycota, Sordariomycetes, Xylariales, Hypoxylaceae. Bases 189 to 1097 code for a protein of 302 amino acids. The transcript is spliced from 4 exons. The record is from RefSeq and is a predicted model, not a curated record.
AUUACAUGUGGUCCUCAAACCUACAGUAUAAGCUCUAGAUUUGAACUUUCUUCCAAGCCGAGCUGAACUUGUCUCUGUUAAACAACUUCGGGACCUAUUUUCUUUUCUUAUCCCAAUACAUAUUAUACAUAUUAACAUAAUGAUCUGAACUUCAACUUGCAUAUUCAGCAUUGCUAGAAUUGAGAGGAAUGAAAGGGGGGAUAAUAGACAUCAUAAUGGAACAAGAUAUGUCUAUCGUGGUAUUCAACAUGUUGCCGACGUCGGUCCAGGCUCGACUGCCGGCUUUCCGAUCUCUCCGCCGAUCUACGAGCCUAUCUAUCUCGUCCUUUCGACGCCGUUCUCUACCACCUCAGAAAGACAUGGAAGAGGUAAUGAUUACGAGGAGUGAAGAGGACUCGGUCAUUGGGUUGCGGCCAUGCUCAGAAGCAACAACAAACGCCACUGAUAGUGGACGUGAGGUAGACCAAAAAAAGUCGUUGAACUGCGACGGCAGUAGUCCCGAUGCCAGCUCAGGAGUGAAGUGGAAUUAUGCCGCACAAGGUUCUUACUUGCAGCACUCUGCCGCCCAUGAAACAAUUGACUUGGCCUUCGCAAGGAAAUCGUAUAUUGACGGCGUAGCAUACAUGCUGAAAGCUCUUCCGGAUGAUAUGGACGAUUAUGAAGCCUGUGUCAUCCGACGCGCGCUACCAAACUCAUUACAGCAAACUGGAACGGAUAGACGGAUCGAGGGAGGAUCUAAAUGGCUCCCAUCCGAUAGAGCAAAGACGUUUCUGCACUCUACUGUUCAAGGAUUCGUAUCGAGCCUUGUCCUUUUCGCCUACAUCCUCCUCUCCUUUCUGUCAGCCAUCAUCCGUACCGGAGCCCAUUAUGAGCGGCAAUACAACAUCUCGCAACACAUCGUCUCUGGUAGCUUUGUUUUGGCUACUGCCGUCGGGAAGCGGAGUGGUGCCCUAAGUGAGAAGAUUGGUGCUAUAAGUGACGGCAGACUUGGUAAGCUGCUAUCCGACCUUGUCGCUUGGACUAUAGAGAGCGUUGCCGGCGGAGUCCAAGAUGGCAUCGGACAGGGUUUACUCUUAAUCGAACAGAGGCGUAAAUGAGUUAUGACAUGACGGGUAUUUGCAUUUCCUGCCGGGAUUGGCCUGGCGUACGGAUAGAGGUAUGCGUAUACAUAUUGGAAUAUACAUAGAACGCAUUAGAAACACGGAAGGA